AUGGCCGGAGAGGAGCCUCUCAAGGAAAUCCCGGGCGAGUGUCCCACGCCGGGCGAACUCGGCCACGCCGGCUGGGCCGUUCUGCACACCGCCGCCGCCGUGUACCCGUACAAGCCCUCUGCGCUGCAGCAGGAGGCGUUUGGCGCCUUCCUACACAGCUGGUCGCACGUGUACGCCUGCAGUCACUGCGGCUACCACAUGCGGCGCUACUUGAAGCGCAACCCGCCGGUGGUCACGGAUAAGUUGGCCCUCAACCGCUACCUGUGCGAGUUUCACAACACCGUGAACAGGAGUGUGCGGAAGCCGGUCUACGACUGCGACCCCAUGACGGUCCUCCGCCGCUGGCACCCGACGUUUCCCGAGAUGGAGGACCAGCCGACGAUCGAGGAGCAGAUUGCGCAGCAGCAGCGACUGGACCAGGCAGAAGCGCAGAAACGGCAGGAGGAGGAGCUGCAACAGAGGCAGACACACACCGCGGCCCGCGCGGACGGCGCAUCCUCGCAGGAGCGUCUGGUGGCUCGCUGGCGCUCCGACGGCAGGGAAACUCAGAACAACGCAGGAAACAGCAAGAACAACGGCGGCGGGGUGGGGGCGUUUGCGUCGGGGUGGGGCGCCGCCUCGCGUCAGGAGGAAAAGGUGGAAGGCGCAGCGGCAAAGGAGGCGGCGGUCCCGGUGGCGGAGAGCCGCCAAAGGCGGUGGUGGCCCUUUGGAAAUAACGCUGCUGCUGCCACCACUAAAGGCCCCUCCUCCACGCCCCCGACGCCGAGCAGCGUGGCCGGCGGCAACGUGGAUGACGACGAGGCCGAUGUGAUGGCCGUCCUGAAGCGCCUCAAAGCCUGCUUGGUGUACUGCCCGGACAAGGACAAGAAGCCUCCCGCAGCGUAG
Molecule: messenger RNA, 885 nt
Organism: Trypanosoma conorhini
Lineage: Eukaryota; Euglenozoa; Kinetoplastea; Trypanosomatida; Trypanosomatidae
Product: putative 2Fe-2S iron-sulfur cluster binding domain containing protein
Exons: 1
Coding region: 1-885 (294 amino acids)
Cellular component (GO): mitochondrion
Molecular function (GO): flavin adenine dinucleotide binding; flavin-dependent sulfhydryl oxidase activity
Source: RefSeq, a predicted model, not a curated record